This is a messenger RNA of Prunus armeniaca (apricot), 2607 nucleotides long. The record is from the annotation of a GenBank genome assembly. NCBI's taxonomy places the organism in Eukaryota, Viridiplantae, Streptophyta, Magnoliopsida, Rosales, Rosaceae.
AUGGGGUCCUUCUUAUUCAUCCCUACUGCUUUCUUACUUUUUGUUCUCCUUGUUCUCGUCUCCGGUGGAUCUUUCUCAGAGUUCAUAUACCCGAAUUUCUCAGCUUCACACUUUCAAUUCGUUGACAACGCCGGCGGUGCCUUCUUGUCCUCUCGAAAUGGAACAUUUAAAGCUGCUAUUGUCAAUCCAGGUGCUGAACAACCCAACUUCUACUUGUGCAUCAUCCAUGUGGCAUCCAACACCGUCAUCUGGACUGCUAAUCGUAAUGCUUCCAUAUCAGCUUCUGGUAAGAUGAAUCUAACGGCUAAAGGUGUUAGCAUUUCAGAUGAGGAUGGUAAUCCCGUAUGGUCAACUCCAUCAUUGAAGUCACCAGUUUCUGCAUUACUCCUGAAUGAAAUGGGUAAUCUUAUCCUUCUUGAUCAAUUCAAUGGUUCCCUUUGGGAAAGUUUUCAUUAUCCAACCGACACGAUUGUGAUUGGACAACACUUACCAGUUGGGUCAUUUCUGUCCAGUACUCGAUCAAAUUUUUCAAUUGGUGAUUACAGGCUCAUAAUAAGUGAUUCUGAUGCGAUACUUCAAUGGCUUGGACAGACAUAUUGGGAAUUGUCAAUGGAUACAAACGCUUAUACAAACUCGAAUUAUAUAGUGGAAUAUAUGUCCAUUGACAGAACAGGUCUUCAUCUGCUUGGUCGUAAUGGAACAGUGGUCGUGAUUCAGGUACUCUUGUCAUCUUCUGACUUGCGAAUUGCCAAGUUGGAGUCCUCUGGCCAAUUUACUGUCAAAAGUUUAUCUGGUACUGACUGGAAGCAAGAAUUUGGUGGGCCAGCUGAUGAUUGUCAAAUUCCAUUGGUUUGUGGCAGAAUUGGUUUGUGUACUGCAUCCACCAGCCAUACUUGUUCAUGCCCCGCAAGCUUCCAUGCAGGUUCUGAAGAUACUGGCGGUUGUGUGCCAAGUGGUUCUUUUUCUUUGCCGUUUUCUUGCAACUCAACCAUUAAUGGUAGUCAGUUGAAUUCACCAGCCAUUUCAUAUAUCAGGCUUGACUACGGUAUGGAUUAUUUUGCCAAUGUUUUCUCUGAGCCUGUAAAAUAUGGUGUUAAUUUGUCAACCUGUCAAGCUCUCUGCUCAAAUGACUGCACUUGCUUGGGAAUUUUUUAUGAAAAUUCAUCUGGUUCUUGCUAUACACUUAAAGACGAGUUGGGUUCCAUUUUUGUGAGUAAUACAGCCAAAAAUGACCUGUUGGGCUACAUCAAGGCUCUUGUUGGAUCUUCUCCAUCAAACUUCAGUGAUAAUAAGAAUCCCAGCAAUCAAAGCAAAAACUUUCCUGUAGCUGCUCUGGUGCUUUUGCCGUUCAGUGGGUUCUUUCUGUUGGUAGCUCUAGGUUUCCUCUUGUGGGGAAGACGGAGACAGUCAAAGGAAAAAGAGAUAAAAUUAGGGCAUUUUGGUUCACUUUCUUCAGGGGAUAUGGAUGCCUUCUAUAUCCCAGGUUUACCUAAGAGGUUUGAUUAUCAAGAACUUGAAGUGGCUACAGAUGAUUUCAAGACCCUGAUUGGGUCAGGUGGGUUUGGUGCUGUGUAUAAGGGUGUUCUACCUGAUAAAACUGUUGUAGCUGUAAAAAAGAUAAUAAAUUUAGGUGUUCAAGGGAAAAAAGAUUUCUGCAGUGAGAUUGCAGUAAUUGGUAAUAUUCACCAUGCCAAUUUGGUCAAACUGAAAGGUUUUUGCGCCCAAGGGAGACAACGCCUUUUGGUUUAUGAGUAUAUGAAUCGUGGGUCACUUGACCGCAGUCUUUUUGGUAGUGGACCAGUAUUAGAAUGGCAAGAGAGGCUUGAUAUAGCACUAGGGACAGCCCGUGGGCUUGCAUACCUGCACAGUGGGUGUGAACAGAAGAUAAUCCAUUGUGAUGUGAAGCCAGAGAACAUUCUCUUACACGACCACUUUCAAGCAAAGAUCUCCGAUUUUGGCCUUUCAAAGCUUCUAACUACUGAACAGUCUAGUCUAUUUACAACUAUGAGGGGCACGCGUGGCUAUCUCGCCCCAGAAUGGCUUACUAACUCUGCAAUCUCAGAAAAAACUGACGUCUAUAGUUUUGGAAUGGUACUACUUGAACUUGUGAGUGGAAGGAAAAAUACAUUACGCCUGCAAAGCCAUAGCCUGAAUAACAGUAGCAGCGGUGGGGGUCAGUCAUCAUCGUCAUCUGGGUCAGCACUUGUUUAUUUUCCUCUAUUUGCUCUAGAGAUGCAUGAGCAGGGGAGGUACUUGGAGCUUGCUGACUGGAGAUUGGAGGGACGGGUGACAAGUGAAGAGGUGGAGAAAUUUGUACGUGUCGCAUUGUGUUGCGUUCAUGAGGAACCGGCACUUAGGCCAAAUAUGAAUACUAUUGUUGGCAUGCUGGAAGGUGGGAUCCCUUUGGGUCGGCCAAAUUUGCAAUCAUUGAAUUUCUUGCGCUUUAUUGGGCGUGGAUUUACUGAGGCUUCUAUGAUAGAAGAGGGAACUGAGCAAAUUGAUCGUGUGUUGUAUCCAGAGGCGAAUGCUUCUCCUACAACAACAACAAUGGACUCGCGUAAUUACUUCUCUUAUGUCUCUUCACAGCAAGUUUCAGGCCCAAGAUAG